Molecule: messenger RNA, 837 nt
Organism: Populus euphratica (Euphrates poplar)
Lineage: Eukaryota; Viridiplantae; Streptophyta; Magnoliopsida; Malpighiales; Salicaceae
Product: transcription repressor OFP17
Biological process (GO): negative regulation of DNA-templated transcription
Source: RefSeq, a predicted model, not a curated record
AUAUCCAUCUUCAACAAACUCUCUCUCCCUCUGGUACACCAACCGUUAGUGGAGCAACAUUAUGUCCUUAAACUAGCUAGAAGCAAUAAAAGGACACCAUUCUGCUCCUUUUCUUCAACAACACUCUGAUAUCAAUCAUUACCGAUGAAAAUGAAAGCAUUAGUUGUCUUCAGAUCCAAGCUUUUCAGGUCAUGCAAGAAACUACUAAUACUCUUCAGAUUCAAGCUCAAAAGACCCGUCUUUAUAAGAGAUCUUCGACUUCAUCGUCGUAGGAAAAAACCCAGAAAAGCUCCUCAAAAGAGUCGAGUUUUUAAUUUUUUUCGUUCUUUUAGGAAGUCGAGAAAGAUGGACAGAGUUGCAGAACUUAGGAGCGUCUCCGAAGCAGAGCGUGAGAGAAUGCUUUAUCCAUCUCCUCUUACACCAGCUUAUAUCAAGGCCAGUUUGGCCACAAAAAGGCAGACCUUUGGUGAUGAAGAUGUAGAAGAUGCAUGCAGAAGUUUCGAGAACUAUUUGGUGGAGAUGAUGGUUGAAGAGGGAAAAGUCAGGGAUUUAGCGGAUGUGAAGAGCUUCUGUAUUGCUGGAAAAACCUCAAGUGUCCUGUCUUCAUUGGUUUGGUCUGCAGAUUCUACGGAGAGCUAUGCAAGGACUUGUUCUCUCCUGAUGUUGACACCACCGACGUUGAUAGUCCCAAAUGUCCCAAAUGAUUCUGCGACUAGUAUUGCUUCCUUUUGCAGCUGCGGAGACAAUCCCUGUCCUCUCCGCAAUCCCUCUUCUGGAUUCUCUGUUGACUCUUUGUAAUGCUAGUAGAUAAUGAAAGGAAUAAAUCCCAUUGUUGUA